Dacryopinax primogenitus is the source of this 1107-nucleotide messenger RNA. Its product is annotated as NADP-binding protein. The transcript has 2 exons. The record is from RefSeq and is a predicted model, not a curated record. NCBI's taxonomy places the organism in Eukaryota, Fungi, Basidiomycota, Dacrymycetes, Dacrymycetales, Dacrymycetaceae. The coding region runs from base 1 to 978 and encodes 325 amino acids.
AUGUCUAUUACUGCCCUACCUCCCAACACCACUCUUCAAGGGCGCUCUGUGCUCAUCACUGGCGCCAACGUAGGCCUGGGAUUCUCUGCAGCACUCCUUGCUCUUCAGCUCGGAGCCUCUCCUUUGUAUAUCACCUGUCGCUCGGCGGAGAAAGGAAAGAAAGCACGCGAUGAACUGCUUGCCGAUCCUUUGGUCAAGAAGAAGAAUCCACGCGCGAUCGUCAAAGUGUAUGAACUCGAGAUGUCCAAGUGGGACGGUGUCACUUCUUUCGCAAAGAAGUUCCUUGACGACAGGCAGGCUGCGAGCGAAGCACUCGACAUCGCGAUCUUGAAUGCCGGUAUGGCCAAUCUGGAACAUGAGCUCGCUCCGACCGGAAACGAGAUGGUGUUACAAGUCAACUACUUAUCGACCGCGCUUCUGUCUCUGCUACUAUUGCCUCUCUUGAAGAAGAGUAUAACGACGGAGCACACUGCGCGACUCACAUUCAUAACGAGCGGUUCGCACAAGAGCACAUCGCUGAAGCAUCCUCCGCCCAACGAUGUCAACUACCUCACUUCCCUUAACGCGAAGAAGACUUUCAGCGCGAUGAACCGAUAUGGACUAAGCCAGCUUCUGCUCAUUCUUUUCCUCCGUGAUCUCUGUGAGAAGAUCAGCAGCGACAAGGUGAUCAUCAAUAAUGUCUGCCCGGGUAUGAUCAACACAAGCCUCGAUCGCAAAGUGCCGUGGAUUAUGGUGCUUGUUAUCUGGGCGUGGAAGUUCACCUCCGGGAACCCGGUCGAGAAGGGCGCACAAUGCUACAUUGCAGCUGUCGCGAAUGUUGGUCCUGAAAGCCAUGGGCUAUGGUAUCAACGCAUGAUGUUGACCUCUUAUUCAGAUGUCGUUACCGGUCCUGAAAGCAAGGUACUCCGAGAGCGAAUCUGGGGUGAGACCAUGGAACAGCUUCGGAAGAUCUCACCUGGUGUUGACAAAAACAUUUGAACGCCUUCUUGACUUGUCAAUGCGGUCCUAUGCACCUUCUCGAAUUGUCCGGGUAGUCAUGUCGGUUUUCACGUGACUUGGUUAACGAGCCAAUGUUUCAUUCUCACUCGGUCAAUAUACAAUAUAUCA